AGAGGUUGGGCGAAAGAAAUUGGAGGUGCGCGAGGUUGGCUGGACUGCGCGCAGGAACCUGAGAACGCGUUGCAUCGCGGAUUUUUCACCACACUCCCACACUCGGUAUGUCCUCUACUUACCCUUCAGUGGGAUAGCUCCUUGGAAAGAUAUCUCUGAAGCCACAAUCACAUCCCCGUCUUUCCUUUUGAAUUGUUAGAGCUGUCCGUCAUGAGAAGAAGAGCGGCAAUAUCCUGUUUCCUGGGAAUAUGGUUUGGCCUGUACCUAGAUAUUUAUCUCGAUCAAAUCAAUGAAAUAUUGUACGACACUAUGGAAACCAGCAAACGACAUUUGGCAUCGGCUGGACUCGAUUGGCAACAAAGUCUACUCGAAGCAUCCUCACCAUCAAUAAAGAAAGACAAUGCCCGUAUCAAACGACAAUAUCGACGAAAGUUCGUUGCGUAUCAUUCGUCUCCGUGGGAACAGCAAUGGCUGAUACACGCCGACGAAUGGAGCGCCAACUUGACAAACUACAUACGAGUACUGCAAGAAGAUCAAAAAGAUCUGAUCCAUGAUUUCAUGCUCGCUACAUGUACCGAUGAGCUGCCGAAUCCGCAUUCCGAUUGGUGCAUGCAACAAGACUUUUAUCGCGCGUUCUUCUACAACAAACAGUCGCGCCAAUGGGUUUGUCAAGCGUCGCCAGCCGGUAGACGCCAUUUUAUCAAACUCAUGGGCCAAACAAAGUCGCUAGGGCCCUUGCAGCCCGGGAAGCAGUACGAGCACAUUUUCAGUCGAUUCGAAUAUCUAGACCAAGAGACGGGGGAGACGUACUUUGAGUACAUUGAACCCUUGGUGGCGGGAUUGCGACACCCCUGGGCGCGUCUCAACUAUGCUGGCAACCGAUCUCCUAAUCCCGUCAUUGACUUUCGAGGAUACAUUAUACCUCCGCCGCCACCACGAGGAGGACCCUAUCAAAAGUCCGUGUACAUUGAUGCCGGUUCCUCCACGUGGGCCACUGGAUUGGGUGGCCCGUCCUUGGACUACUUUACCAAGGCAUGGAAGCGACAAGGGAUUGAUUUUUCCAAGAUUUAUGCCUACGAGCCAUCUGUGAGACCCAUUGACUUUGACACAGCCCUUCCGGAAGAAUACAAGAAUCGAACACAGUUUUGGCAAACCUACAUUGCUUCAUCUCCCGAUGCUGCCACUCCGACACAACCCUUUUUGCCCUUGGAGAUUAAGGAUCGUUGCGCCGAUGCCGAUUACGUGCUCUUGAAACUGGACAUUGACUCUCCUAGUGUGGAAGACGGUUCCAUUCGCUACUUGCUGGAGCACGAUGACAUUCCUAUUGACGAAUUGGCAUGGGAACAUCACGUGCAGCAUCACCCCGUGAUGGGUAAAAUAUGGCAGACUGGGAAAAGCCGACCCAACAACAAUCUCAACUUGGGAGAUUCCAUGAAACUAUUUCUGAAACUGCGCCAAAAGGGUAUUCGGGCUCAUUCAUGGGUUUGA
Messenger RNA from Seminavis robusta, 1488 nucleotides. The record is from the annotation of a GenBank genome assembly. NCBI's taxonomy places the organism in Eukaryota, Bacillariophyta, Bacillariophyceae, Naviculales, Naviculaceae.